Molecule: messenger RNA, 2412 nt
Organism: Chrysochloris asiatica (Cape golden mole)
Lineage: Eukaryota; Metazoa; Chordata; Mammalia; Afrosoricida; Chrysochloridae
Gene: UHRF2
Product: ubiquitin-like with PHD and ring finger domains 2, E3 ubiquitin protein ligase
Exons: 16
Coding region: 1-2412 (803 amino acids)
Biological process (GO): negative regulation of gene expression via chromosomal CpG island methylation; protein ubiquitination
Molecular function (GO): protein binding; ubiquitin protein ligase activity
Source: RefSeq, a predicted model, not a curated record
AUGUGGAUCCAGGUGCGCACCAUCGACGGCUCCCAGACGCGCACCAUCGAGGACGUGUCCCGCAAAGCCCCCAUCGAAGAGCUGCGCGAGCGGGUGUGGGCGGUGUUCGACGUGCGGCCCGAGUGCCAGCGCCUCUUCUACCGGGGCAAGCAGUUGGAAAAUGGAUACACUUUGUUUGACUAUGAUGUUGGACUGAAUGACAUAAUUCAGCUACUGGUACGCUCAGACCCGGAUCUUCCUAGCACUUCUAAGCAGACUGAUGCACAAGUUAAACCGAGCCCUAACAGCCCACCUAAAGGAAAGAAAACCUCAAGGGUGGGACCUUCCAGUCAGCCGACUACAUCGGCUCAUGCAUUUCUUAUUGAUCCUGGCAUUGGACUCUAUAAGGUAAAUGAAUUGGUGGAUGCCCGAGAUGUCGGCCUUGGUGCUUGGUUUGAAGCACAUAUACGUAGUGUCACUAGAGCUUCUAAUGGACAUUCACGUGGCAAAGCUCCACUGAAGAACGGCAGUUCUUAUAAAAGGACUCAUGGACAUGUAAAUCACAAUCCCAAAGAGAACGUAAAUACAUUGGACAAUGUGCCCUCGACGUCUAAUUCAGACUCGGUUGCGGCUGAUGAAGACGUAAUUUAUCAUAUCGAGUAUGAUGAAUAUCCGGAAAGUGGGACUCUAGAAAUGAAUGUUAAGGACCUUCGCCCCCGAGCUAGAACUACUUUAAAGUGGAAUGAACUAAAUAUUGGUGAUAUGGUAAUGGUUAAUUACAAUGUCGAAAGUCCUGGAGAAAGAGGAUUUUGGUUUGAUGCAGAAAUCACCACACUGAAGACCAUUUCAAGGACCAAAAGAGAACUUCGUGCAAAAAUUUUCCUGGGGGGUUCAGAAGGAACUUUAAAUGACUGCAGGGUGAUAUUCACAGACGAAAUCUUCAAGAUUGAGAAGCCUGGAGCCCACCCGCUCUCAUUUGCAGAUGGAAAAUUCCUAAGGAAAAACGACCCUGAAUGUAACCUGUGUGGCGGGGACCCAGACAAGAAAUGCCGUUCUUGCUCCUGCCAUAUAUGUGGUGGAAAACACGACCCCAGCAUGCAGCUGCUGUGUGAUGAGUGCAAUUUGGCCUUUCAUAUUUACUGCCUGGAUCCACCUCUGGAUAAGAUCCCAGAAGAGGACUACUGGUACUGCCCUUCCUGUAAAACUGAUUCCAGUGAAGUUGUGAAGGCUGGCGAGAGACUUAAGAUGAGCAAAAGGAAAGCAAAGAUGCCAUCUGCUAGUACUGAAAGCCGGAGAGACUGGGGCAGGGGAAUGGCCUGUGUUGGUCGGACUAGAGAAUGUACCAUCGUCCCCUCCAAUCACUAUGGACCCAUUCCGGGCAUUCCUGUGGGCUCAACUUGGAGAUUUAGAGUUCAGGUGAGCGAAGCUGGUGUCCAUAGGCCCCAUGUUGGUGGAAUUCAUGGUCGAAGUAAUGAUGGGGCUUAUUCUCUCGUCCUAGCUGGUGGAUUUGCAGAUGAAGUAGACCGGGGAGAUGAAUUCACGUACACUGGGAGCGGUGGUAAAAACCUCGCUGGGAACAAAAGGAUUGGUGCCCCAUCGGCUGAUCAGACUCUGACAAACAUGAACAGGGCAUUGGCCCUAAACUGCGAUGCUCCGUUGGAUGAUAAAAUUGGAGCAGAGUCUCGGAAUUGGAGAGCUGGUAAGCCCGUCAGAGUGAUACGCAGUUUUAAAGGGAGGAAGAUCAGCAAAUAUGCUCCUGAAGAAGGCAACCGCUACGACGGCAUUUAUAAGGUGGUGAAAUACUGGCCGGAGAUCUCAACUAGCCAUGGGUUCCUGGUGUGGCGCUACCUCUUAAGAAGAGAUGAUGUGGAACCUGCUCCUUGGACCUCAGAAGGAAUCGAGCGGUCGAGGAGGUUGUGUCUGCGUUUACAGUACCCAGCAGGUUAUCCCUCAGAUAAGGAAGGGAAGAAGACGAAAGGACAGUCCAAGAGGCAGAACAGCGAGGCAGCAAAAAGGCCUAAUCCAGAUGAUGACUGUCCAAGUGCCUCCAAAGUGGCCAAAGCCUCAGAUUCAGCAGACGCAGUGGAACCUUUCCAGCUGAGCCCUCAACAGCAACUCCUCAUUCGAGAAGAUCGUCACAACCAGAAGCUGUGGGACGAAGUGUUGGUGUCGCUCGUGGAAGGACCAAAUUUUCUAAAAAAGUUGGAGCAAUCUUUUAUGUGUGUCUGCUGCCAGGAGCUAGUUUACCAGCCUGUGACGACAGAGUGCCUCCACAAUGUCUGUAAAGAUUGCUUGCAGCGCUCUUUUAAGGCCCAAGUGUUCUCCUGCCCCGCCUGCCGCCAUGACCUAGGCCAGAGUUACAUCAUGAUUCCCAAUGAGAACCUUCAGACUCUUCUUGACCUUUUCUUCCCUGGCUAUAGCAAAGGACGGUGA